Zingiber officinale is the source of this 2639-nucleotide messenger RNA. RefSeq names its product U-box domain-containing protein 34-like. The record is from RefSeq and is a predicted model, not a curated record. Bases 137 to 2494 code for a protein of 785 amino acids. Gene Ontology annotation, molecular function: ATP binding; ubiquitin-protein transferase activity; protein kinase activity. Gene Ontology annotation, biological process: protein ubiquitination; protein phosphorylation. NCBI's taxonomy places the organism in Eukaryota, Viridiplantae, Streptophyta, Magnoliopsida, Zingiberales, Zingiberaceae. The transcript has 9 exons.
UCCAAGCGAAGUUUCCUCUACACUCGAGACGUUGACUCGGGUAUGCACAUUUCCAAGUCAAAUUGCAAAUUGCUUCUCGUGACUCCUCCCUCUUCUAAAUUCUUAGUUCCACGCCCCUCUUCCGAGCAUCGCUGUGAUGAUGAUGCCCUACACUGGCGAGGGAGCCUCAGAGGCGGCGGUGGCGGUGGCUGUUUGCGGCGGACUCGGCGGUGGCCGUCGUAGCCGACGCGCGGUCCGUUGGGCCGCCAAGUACCUCGUUCCCCAUGCCCACCGCGUCGUCCUUGUCCAUGUCAUCCCCGCCAUCGCUUCCAUUCCGUCUCCGUCGGGAGAACUGGUUCCUGUGGACUGCGUGGGGAAAGACGUUGUGGAAAUGUACGUGCGGGAUCAGAAAUCGAUCGCCCAGCGCGUGUUCCUCGAGUUCAGACAGCUUUGCGGUACCAAUAAUAUUGACACUGUUGUUCUGGAAGGAGGAGACCCUGCUUCCGCUCUACUGAAAUAUGCUUCGGACUCGGGAACUAAGAACUUGGUAUUGGGAUCUUCAUCAAAUUUUUUGAGAAGGAUACUGAAGGGCUCGGAUGUGCCAACGACAAUCCUAAAACACUCAUCCAAUUCUUGCAACCUUUUCGUUGUGUCACGAUACAAGCUCGUGAUGAAAUUUGCUAACCAACUUCCGGCAGAUGAUGCUAACUGUAGCACCCAUGUAGAAGCCAUCAGCCACAAGUUACUUGGUCGGAGAGGUGUUGGCUUGCAUGCUUAUCCCACCAGCGACCAGAAGUCAUUCAUCAGUACAUAUUCUGAAACUUCGCAAUUUAGUGAAGUACACGAUGAAGGAGAAUUAAGUAAUGAAAUAGUAAAAGUUCCUACACACAAGAAAUUUGGUUUUCUGGACUAUAUUAAAGACAUGUCUUUUAUGGUCUUCCACUCAGCUAAAAAGGGUGAAUCUUCAGCUGAAGUAUCAAAGUUAAGGAAGGAGUUACAAAGCACUCUUGCCAAGUAUCAUCAAAUUUGUGACGACUUGUUUCAUGCAAAGACAAAGGUUCAAUUACUUUCCACUGAAUGCUCUUUAGCUGAAAGGAAAGUGAAGGAUGCGUUAGAGAGGGAGAAAAUAUUGAAAAAAAUUGCUGCAGAAGAAAGAGCAAAACAUUUGAAAGCUGUGAAAGAAGUUGAGGAAGCUAAGCAAUUAGCUUCACUUGUGCAAGAGACCCUACAAAGACAGAAUGCAGAACCUGCAACUGCCAAGGUGUCUUUUCAGAAAUCAGAAAUAAUAGAUUUCUCAAAUAGCAAAUGGUGCCAAAAAUAUUCCAAGGAUGAAAUAGAAGUGGCUACUGAUAACUUUUCUGAAGACAAGAAAAUAGGAGAGGGAAGUUGUGGCAGUGUCUACAAGUGCACUCUUGAUGAAACCACUGUAGCCGUCAAGGUUCUCCUUCAUGAUAAACGAGACAAGAGAGAGCAAUUUCUUAGAGAGGUAAAUGUAAAUCAUAAAACACUAUUGGCCCAUUUGACAGAGGGAAUAGAUGUAACUAGUAAUUUCAAACUUGUGCAGAUAGAAAUUCUUAGCCGACUUCAUCAUACUCACAUGGUUUCACUCCUUGGAGUCUGCCCUGAGAAUGGUUGUCUUGUGUAUGAAUACAUGGAAAAUGGAAGCUUAGAAGAUGUACUAUUUGGCGAUGGCAAGAAGCCGCUUCCUUGGACUAUCCGGUUCCGUAUUCUUUAUGAAGUAGCUCUAGGACUCUCUUUUCUUCACGGCAACAAGCCUGAGCCUAUAGUUCACCGUGAUCUUAAGCCAGGGAACAUCUUGUUGGAUAGCAACUACGUGAGCAAGAUUGGAGAUGUCGGACUAGCUAAACUCCUCUCGGAAGUGGUGCCCGAUGGUCUUACAGAAUACAAAGAAACUGUUCUUGCUGGUACAUUCUUUUACAUGGAUCCAGAAUACCAAAGGACAGGUACAAUCCGCCCCAAGUCGGAUCUCUAUGCCUGGGGCAUGGUUGCGCUACAACUGCUGACAGGGAAGCAUCCAAAAGGAUUGAUAAUGAGCAUGGAGGAAGCAAUCAAAGAAGGAAACUUCACUCGUGUGCUCGACAAAUCAAUCACUGAUUGGCCUCUUGCUGAGGCUGAGAGUUUAGCUAAACUCGCUCUGCGGUGUACACAAUUGAAAUGCAGGGAUCGACCUGAUCUCAAUUUGGAAAUUUUACCGGAGCUUCAGAAUAUAGUGAACGAGGGAAAUGGAUACUUCAAAAGUAGACAAGACAAGAUCGUUUUGCCAAAGCAUUGUCUCUGUCCCAUACUACAGGAAGUGAUGGAUGAUCCCUAUGUUGCUGCUGAUGGUUACACAUACGAGUACAGAGCCAUUAAAGCAUGGCUUGAGCGAUAUGAUACAUCUCCUGUGACCAAACAAAGGCUUUCUCAUAAAUACAUAAUUCGUAAUGUCUCAGUGCAUUCAGCCAUACAAGAAUUGAAGUUGCGAGCAUCAUUGUCGCCUCUUGGAAUCAACUAAAUGGUGGCCUACCUUUCUAUUCAAAUUUUGCCUUUUUUAGAAAUGUGUUCAUCUUUUAAUUAAUUUUAUUUUGGUUGUGUAAAUAAUGGAAUAAAAAUAAAAGUGUACAAAUGGUUCUUCACAAUAAUAUAUGUAUUGUUUUGCA